AUGGUGUUACAAAUGGCGAGACUUACUGACGAUGCCGGCGAAACGUCAGGAAAAGUACCAUGUCCACGGUUAGACUUUGAAAAUGAUCAUGUAUACAAUGGACUCCGGACUAGGUGCGUUUUUCUAAGUCCUCCUAUCAAUAUGACGAAGUUGCGAAGGCAAGGUCAAAAAACCUCUAUAGAUUAUUGCUCUGAUGAUGUAAUUAAAAGUACAGGCAAAAACUUACACAGGUUGAUUGGGAUCGCAGGACGGUUAAGCGAGGGCUUCUCCGCACAAUUCCAAAGUCAUCGCUCCUUCGAUUAUCGAUUAAACCAUCUCGCUAAUUUCGUACAGGAACUUAUCUUGCUAAAUGGAAAGUCAUGUCCUACUAUCCUGGUUAAAAUAUGCCCAUUUCAGCGGUCACAACACUUUACGGAUAUAAUAAGAGAAUGGAAAUAA
Protopolystoma xenopodis is the source of this 438-nucleotide messenger RNA. The record is from the annotation of a GenBank genome assembly. Lineage: Eukaryota; Metazoa; Platyhelminthes; Monogenea; Polystomatidea; Polystomatidae.